Melitaea cinxia (Glanville fritillary) is the source of this 3723-nucleotide messenger RNA. Its product is annotated as zinc finger protein 845-like. The coding region runs from base 1 to 2352 and encodes 783 amino acids. The record is from RefSeq and is a predicted model, not a curated record. NCBI's taxonomy places the organism in Eukaryota, Metazoa, Arthropoda, Insecta, Lepidoptera, Nymphalidae. The transcript has 2 exons.
AUGCAAAUAUCACCAAACACCAUGGACUAUGUUUGCGAUUACUGCAGUCGGUCAUUCACUCGAAAGUACAAUCUGCAGACACACAUAGAGAACUGUCACCUCAACUCGUCAUGCUAUUGUGAUAUAUGUGAUCAAAGAUUCGGCAGCCCGGCGGGGCUCCAGCUUCAUCUGUCAAGAGGACACAAUCGAUUUGGACAAGGAUUUCCAGAAUGCGAUCUAUGUGGUAGAAUCUUUACAAGAAAACAGAAUAUCACAUCGCACAUGAUAACAGUUCAUUUACAAGGCAGUAGGCAAGAUAUACGCUGCAAUUUGUGCAAUAAGACCUUCACGACGGAUCGUAACUUGAAACGACAUAUAAAUCAACUUCAUAACCCUAACAUUGAGUACCCGACUUGUGACGACUGUCACAAAGUCUUCAAAGGAAAACACUCUUUGAUAGCGCAUAUACAUUCAGCGCAUAGUUCAGUUUUUAAAGGCGUUUGCAAGUGCAACUUGUGCGGUAAGGUUUACACGAAUAAUAGGAAUUUGAAGAGACAUGUGGAGAUGAAUCAUGGGGAAAGGGGUGAGUUCAAGUGUGAGGUGUGUCCUAAAGUGUACACUUCGAAUCAGAGCUUACGGCGUCACGCUAGAAGUCAUAGUGGGUAUAAUUAUUCUCAAUUUAAUUGUGAUUUCUGUUCUAAAACGUUUGUCGGUAAAGAGAAUCUUGACAGCCACAUGUUGUUUUGUCAUAGGGAGAAUUCAAGUUCGAACGAAUUUGAAGGUAGAUCAAGCCUCUUCGAAUGUGAAUUUUGUAAUAACGCAUACGAUUUUGAAACUAGACUAAGGUUUCACAUAAAAACAGAUCACUCGUUCCAAGAUUUCUAUAACUAUUGCAAGAAGUCAUUGAUGAAGACAAGGACGUCGGAAAAAUCGAGGAAACAGAAAUUUUUGUUCUUUAAUUGUGAAUAUUGCAUCAACGCUUUCGCUACCGUCUACGAUUUGAAAGACCACAUGAGAUCGAACCACGAUAAGGAGUACAAUUUGUCGACGUGCAACGUAUGCUUCAGCAAAUUCUUUAGUAAAGAAACGUUGGUCGAGCACAAAAAGAUAUGUAUACCGCCGGAGAACGUUAACUCUUGCAGCCACUGCGACAAAUUAUUUACGGACAUUUCAAGCCUUAUCUUUCAUACAAAAAUCUUUCAUCCUCAAGCGCAAGUCGCCGAUUCUAACAUAACAUCUAGUUACAUUGAAGAAUCAUUAGAAGCAUCCUUCAAAUGCCUGCACUGCGAUAGGGUAUACUAUAGCGACAGAUCACUUAAACACCACGUCAAAUUGAAACACUCGACUGACGAGGCGGUCGAGUGCCAAUACUGCGGAAAAAUUUGCAAUAACAAAUACUAUCUGGCAUCGCAUAUAAAAAUCGUCCAUACUAAUGAUUCCUGGUCGAAAUGCGAUUACUGCGAUAAGCAAUUCAAAUCGAAGAGAAACAUACGGCGUCAUAUCGAAUACACACACUUGGGCAUGCAGAGAUACAAGUGCAUCGAAUGCGAAACAUUGUUCAAGGAAAAACGGAGCUUACGUAAGCAUGUCAGGACGAAACAUCCAAAUUCGACAGCGUUCCCUCAAUGCCAUAUCUGUCAAAAACGCUUCGAAUCGGCGAAAUCUUGCAAAAUACAUCUAAAACUACUUCACUCGUUCAAUAUGAACACACACCCAUGCGAUCUGUGCUCGGUUUCAUUUACAUCGAUAGAAUCGCUAAACAUACAUUUGUCGACAAAGCAUUUAGCUGAGGACGAAAUUUACAAAUGCGAAGAUUGUAAUAUGGUUUUUAAAGGGCAAGAAAGUUUCGACCAACAUAAUGAAAAUUACCACGUGAACAUACCGACAUUAAAACAGAACUCUCUACCCCGUUGCAUUAUAUGCAUGAAAGAUUUUAGUACUCGAAAAACACUAAAGAGACAUAUAAAAAAGUUCCAUUGUGAGUUUAAUGUCGAUGAAUUAGCUAUAUACGGUUCCAAGAAGAGAAUAUUCCACGUAGAUUGUGUGGACUGUCUCAAAAAUUUCAACGAUGAGUUUUAUUUUAAUGCCUACCAAAAGUUGAAGCAUAUUCGAGAUUCAAUAAUAUUCAAAUGUGAAACGUGCACGAAAUCAUAUUCCUGUUUGGAGUACGCCAUAAUGAGAUAUAAGCAAACUUUUGAUGUGUCCAAAAGUAAGUUAUAUUUGAGCGAGCUCUGUACAGCUGAAAUGAGCGAUGCUGAAGGAGAUUCUAAUGAAAGAAUGGAACCGGAGAGUACGACGAGUGACAUAAAACUAGAAUCUCAAGACCAAGUCAUAUCUGAGUAUUAUAUUAAGAUGGAACCUUUGUCGCCAUGAAGCUGAAACAAACACAUCACUACUAAAUUGUAAUUGUCAUAUUGUGAGUUAAUUUUCGAAAGUGGCAAACUCCAAAUGUAAUUAUUUUUUUUAACAAAAAGUUUCUAAUGCUUUUACUGAAUAUUGAAACCAAUUUAUUUAAUUUCAAUCCAAGUUUGUAUAAUGUGAUUUUCUUGAAGAUAAAUUUCGUUUGUCUUUAAGAAAUACCUAAUAGGUACAAAUUAAUUUCGUUUCAAUUACCGCCUUUGGUGGAAUUGUGGAAAAAUGGAUAUGGUUUGUUUGGAAAAUUAUCUCCUGAAUUGUGUUACUGACAAUUUCGAUUAUAUGUAGUUGAUUUUUUAGUGUUGCCAUCUUCAACGGCCAAAAAUAAAAUUUUAUUCAGCAGCCAUACCAUAAUUGACUUGAAUGCCAUUCAAUAUAAAUUGCUUUAAUAAAACGAUAAAUUGUCAAUCAUUCAAAAAAUGGCAAUUACAAUCGAUAGCCUAUACAAGUGAAGUCAAUAAACUAAACCACAUGGAGUACAUACUGUUUCUAAGUCUGUCAAACAGAAGCAGUAUUUUAGACAUUUAGUAGAAUUUUUAGUAUAUCUUAUUGUCUUUUUUUUAAGUAAAUUAAGAUAUCUGAUCCGGUUGUUAUCAUCAUCAGACACCUGAUAGCUAUAUUUACACAUAGUAGGCAAUAUGCUAACCUGCAGUGUAGCAGUAUGGUAGAUUAAGCUUCGAACCUUCUACACAAAGAAAGAGGUCUAUCUCCAGUAAUGGAAUGAAACAGGCUGAACAUGAUAGUUUUGUAUAUGCAUGAUAACCUAAUCAUUGUUAUAUGCGUAGCUCCAGUGUACUGUCCUAAGGAAUGUAUUUACUGACAUUGGGUACUCCCGAACGACGGUAUUAAAUUAGAUUUUUUUUAAGUUAUACUUCUUUUGGCCUGUUAGGGAAAAAUGAUGAGAGUAAAUGUUUACGAUGAUCGCGUACACCGUCACAAACAAUCAACAUCUAAAGUUAGCUAGUCGACGAAGAAGUUAGCAACGUGAAGUUAGCUAGCCAAUAAAGUAUAAAUUCUUACGUGCGUACAUAAGUACACACACACUUUUUGUAUUCAUUGUUGUCAGGAUAAGAUGUGAAAAAAAAGCGAUAUAUUUACUGUCUGCUAGUAGAUUACAUUUCAUAUCACGGAUAAUUUUGUUUAACUUGUACUAUGGUUAUAAAUUAUAAUCAAAUAAUUAAGACUGACUGUAUGUUAAGGAAUGUAUUUAAAUAUUUAAUAUUAAAUGUAUGUACUCUCAUACUCCUAGCGUUUUAAAUAUUGUAUAGAUUUAAGCUUACUCGCCUAAACUGUAUAGAUUUUUAACGAUAAUAAACACAUGUUAUUCAA